UUUGUGAAGAGGAACUUCUGUGUGUGUGUCUGUGUGUGUAUCGCAGCAUUUUCAUUUUGUUUUUAGACUUAACAAGGAUUUGAUCAGUCAUGGAUGGAGAUGUGCUGUCUUUGUCGUCUUUCUCAUCAUUAUCAGCAGCAGCAGAAACAGAGAAAGAUUCUCCACCUAAAAGUGACAGCAGCCUCCCUCAGAGCCACAAGGAACAUAAAUCAGAUGAAGAAUUAUGGACAGAGGAUGUGAAUCCUGCGGGUGAAAGGCUGCUGUCAGCGGAGGAGCAGGUCACUCUGAUCACUGAGAGUAUGACAGUCACCUCCACUGACCAAGAGAAACUGCUGCUGCUAAACAGGAACACUGAGCUCCGCAGAGUCAACAAAGAGCUGAUGAAGCUGAAUGAGGACUGGGACCAGGUUUAUCGCAGUGCCACACUGAGUUUGCAGCACAGACUGGAGACUUUUGAGCUGGAGAACUCUGCCAUCAAACAGCUGAACAGCAGACUGCUGCUCAAAGUGGAGCACCAACAGAGCGCGAAGGAGUAUUAUGAGCAGGCACUAAUGCAGGAGCUGAAAAAAAACCAAGAGCUGCAAGAAUACAUCAGGCUGCUGGAGAGCAGAUUGCACCACCCAGAAAGAGACUUCACACCUCCCAAACAGGGAAGCUUCAGUACAAUAGUACGCAGUCCUGUGUCAUGCCCCGCCAUUAAUCCUCCUGAAGGUCCCGACCUGUCACCCAGCCACGUCGCUGGAUACAACCCUUCAUCCUCCUUUUUUCCAGCUUCUUCCAAUUCAGAGUCAUGGCUGCGGGGAAAAAGCCAGAGCAGCAGUACCCCACUGGGAGCACCAGGAGACUCCCAGCAAGAGGUUCAGGAUCUAAAAGAGCAGCUGGAGGCACUGAGAUGUCAGACCCAGAUUUAUGAGGCUGAAUAUGAGACGGAGCAUAACGACCACAAACACACCAUGCAAGAGAACCGGAGGCUGAGGAGGAAGAGGGAGGAGAUGCGCCAACAGGUGGCACUACUGCAAGAGCAGCUCAAGGUUUAUGAGGAUGACUUUCGACGGGAGCGGUCUGACAAACAGAUGCUGCAACGGCUGCUGUUGAAGAAAACGCCUCCAAACAAGGACCCUGUGCUUAUCCACCGCUGCAAUAAUGAGAAACAACCACUAGGAGGAGACAAGAGGACACAAAGUGGAGACAGAGCUUAUCCUCAAAGAAAACAGCACCACCCACUCUGCCCCAAGCACCCAAAUAGGGAAAAAGAGUCAAACUAAGAGGGAGAAAAUUAGAAUCAUUAAUAUGUCAGAAACUCUCGCACAAAGAUUUGUAUUAUCUUAUGAAAACCAUCAUAGCAUCAUUACAGAGGCCCUCCAGGGAGUCUGCUGGACUCUAAAUGCAAUUUUAGCACUCUAAUUUCAGUUGUCUGUCACACUGUGUUACAGCACUCGUAUCUGAUUAACUUUGAAAAAGAAAAAAAAAAAGUAUAUAGUUAUAUUUUAAAGUAGCCCUCCUUAAAAAAUCUGGGGUGACAUGCAAUGUUUUCUCUUUAAGGCUUCUGUUUGAAAAACUUCAUGAAAAUGAAGAAAUAUUAUAGUUAAAUUGUAGAUUAUUGUCUACAUUGUGUUCUGUAUAUUAUCGAUACAGA
Scomber scombrus (Atlantic mackerel) is the source of this 1636-nucleotide messenger RNA. RefSeq lists its product as uncharacterized. The coding region runs from base 90 to 1265 and encodes 391 amino acids. The transcript is spliced from 7 exons. The record is from RefSeq and is a predicted model, not a curated record. Gene Ontology annotation, biological process: cellular response to lipopolysaccharide; regulation of transcription by RNA polymerase II. Lineage: Eukaryota; Metazoa; Chordata; Actinopteri; Scombriformes; Scombridae.